GGCACAGUGGAAACAUGUCGGGAAGGAGAGAGCCCAGCGGAGGAACUGCGCUCAUUAAAGCUACACCUGAGACUUAAACGGAGUCAGCUCAGACAGACGGACGGCGGCGCUUUAGCCGAGUUAGCAGCUGCCGGCGUUAAAAUUUCACGUACCGGUGAGGAGCGAAUGGACGGUUGAAGACAAACAGCCGGGGCUCGAUCAGAAGCAGCAGCCUAGUAGGCAGGCACCCGGGCCGGGUAGAGGGAGAGGGGGGACAGCGUGUGUGUGCUCUAAACAAGGUUGCUGCUUGCUAGGGGAUGUUAUCCGUACUGUCUUAUGGCAGACUGGUAGCCAGGGCUGUCCUGGGCGGACUCUCUCAGACGGACGGUCGGGACUACAGCCUGAUCACCGCCAGUUAUGGCUUCGGUAAAGACUUUCGUAAAGGGAUCCUGAAGAAAGGGAUGUGCUACGGGGACGAUGCCUGCUUCAUUGCUCGGAACAAGAACGCAGAUGUUUUGGGCGUUGCGGACGGCGUAGGUGGUUGGCGUGACUAUGGCGUUGACCCGUCUCAAUUCUCAGCCACAUUAAUGAGAACCUGUGAGCGACUGGUGAAGGAGGGGCGCUUCACUCCCAGUAACCCAGUGGGGAUCCUGACGUCUGGCUACUAUGAGCUUCUACAGAACAAAGUUCCCCUGCUAGGGAGCAGUACAGCCUGUAUCGUUGUUCUGGAUCGCCGGAGUCACCGGUUACACACAUGCAAUCUUGGUGACUCUGGCUUUCUUGUGGUUCGGGGAGGAGAGGUGGUUCAUCGCUCAGAUGAGCAGCAGCACUAUUUUAAUACGCCCUUCCAGCUGUCAAUCGCUCCUCCUGGAGCUGAAGGGGUGGUGCUCAGUGACAGUCCUGAAGCAGCUGACAGCUCCUCCUUCGACGUGCAGCUUGGUGACAUCAUCCUGACAGCAACCGACGGCCUGUUUGAUAACAUGCCAGACUACAUGAUUCUGCAGGAGCUCAAAAAACUCAAGACUACCAACUAUGACAGCGUCCUGCAGACUGCACAGAGCAUUGCAAAGCAAGCUCAUGAUCUUGCCUACGACCCCAAUUAUAUGUCCCCUUUUGCACAGUUUGCCUGUGACAAUGGCCUGAAUGUAAGAGGAGGGAAGCCAGAUGAUAUCACGGUGCUGCUGUCCAUUGUGGCUGAAUAUACAGACUAAAAGUGUGUCUGACAGUGUGUGUGUGUGUGUGUCUGCGCUUCUCUGGGGCUGAUCCUCCCUUCCCGUCUGCCUAAAGUCUUCCACCUGCAGCCCCUCCCAAAAAUGUACUGCAUCCUGUGGGCUGACAGGGGGAGGCUCACCAUCCACGACACACACUCCUCCUCGCUGCAGGGCCGACGUCCACCCGUGUACAUUUUUUUGUUUUCUUCCUCUUUUUGUUUUGGUGCUUGAAUGGUUGAGGGGAAGCAGGCAGCUAGGACGUUUUCAUGUUGAUCAUGAUGCAGGAGGAGUUGAGUACGACGGGCUGAGGGAUGCCUUUCUGUCUCCUGUGUCUCAGUGUGGCAUCAGCACUUCUUAGGUGACUGAGAGACAGUUUAGGACAGUUUUAGGGCUUUAAAACAUUGGAGCUCGCGUGUAAAGAAGUGACAAUGUUAAAUGAGAAAGCCAAGGUUUUGGAUUCUUGGGAGCAUAGUGAUAGAGUUGACUAUUGUACCCAGCUAGCUGUCUCUGUUGUUCCAGUUAACGUUCCUUGUUUUAAAUGUGUUUGAACAAAGUAUAUAAAUGGACUGGGGAAGCUGAUGGUAGGAAUGGAUGGGAUUUCAGAGUUGGCUUUUAAUGUCUAGAAUGUGAACGACAAAAAGCUGCGUUUCCAUCAAGUUUUCGCUAUAGUACCUUUGGAACCAAAAGUAACACCUACGAGCAGGUACCUAGACCCUAGAUGUGAGAAGCGUUUCCACUGCAGACAGUACUCUUACAUGUGGGCGGGGUUCUUGUCACUCACUGCUCUGUCCUGCAGCACUCGCUGUAUUUCCUGCAAAAUAGGCUGCAAAAUAUUCUUUCAUUUUGUACAGUUAAUUAAUAAAAAGCUUGUCACAGUAUGAAUAGUGGUUAAACCAGCCACAGCUCAGCCCUCAGCACAGAUUGACUGAUUUUCUACAAAAAAAAUGAGGAUAGUAAGGAGUGGUUCUAUUGGUAUCAUCCACAAUGGAAACACAAAAAAAUGUAUACCAAUUUAAACUGAACCGACCUGCUUGAUGGAAACGCAGCUGAAGAGCUCCAAUCAAAGAAACCUGUAAAGGGAAAAACUUGUGAGAGCUCACAUGUGAAGGUUAAUCAGUUUGGCUGGUGGGGGGGAUCUGUCGGUGCGCACAUCCUGAUAAGUUGUAAAUAUUUUUGUGUUUUUGGGGCUUCGUUCUGGCCUUUCUGUUGUCCUUGCUUCAGCCGUUGAAGCAAAGAGCAAUUUCGUUACUAUCGUGGAUGAUGCACACAUGCAUUCAUAAAUAUAUUUUCUUGUAUAGACGUUAAUCUUGAAGUGAGCUUUAUCAAUCCCACACUUCCACUUGCUGAUAUGAACAAGAUUGCUGAGACUGAUCGCUGCAACACUUGUGUGGUAGGAAGGAUGUUAAAAAAAUGCGUGCGUAUGAUGUACAUGUGAGUUAUUGGAAUGUGUGGCGUAUUUAAUGUUAAUAUUUGUUAGCUCACAGAGCUAAAGCUAGCAUCUGGGAAUGCUUACUAUUGCAAUGAUAGGUCAGGCAUGAGUUUAAAGGAAGAUUUGUAUUUUUUUAAAGUUAUUCAGAGUUUGAAGUGUCUGCUGACACUGUGUGAUGGAUGACAAAGAUCCAGCUAUCUUAACGAGAAUCAGGUGUGUGUGUUGGCGAGUGUGUGUCAAAUUUGUUUCUCUCAGUUCCUUAUUUCCCUUUUACAUUUGUUUGCUGCUUCUCUUUUGUAAUUCAGAUGUCUGUAUAUGACUUGAUUUAUAUGUACAUACAUGUCCAUGAUUGUAGUGUGUGUGUGUGUGUGUGUGUGUGUGUGUGUGUGUGUGUGUGUGUGU
Plectropomus leopardus (leopard coralgrouper) is the source of this 3021-nucleotide messenger RNA. RefSeq names its product protein phosphatase PTC7 homolog. NCBI's taxonomy places the organism in Eukaryota, Metazoa, Chordata, Actinopteri, Perciformes, Serranidae. Gene Ontology annotation, biological process: protein dephosphorylation. Gene Ontology annotation, molecular function: protein serine/threonine phosphatase activity. Gene Ontology annotation, cellular component: mitochondrion. The record is from RefSeq and is a predicted model, not a curated record.